GUCACUGGCGUUGUUUACAAAGUUCUGGCGUAAAUAUCGUCCGUGUUGGAGCGAAAAUAAAUUGUACAGCAAAUAAACAUCUACCCUGCAACGAUGCCAAAUUGGUAUUACGAUAAAAAAGACCUCAGGAACACACCGUCAGCGAGGGAUGGUGUGGAUUACGAGACGGAACGGCGCUACCGCAAAGAGGGCGCACGGUUCAUCAUGGAAGCCGGGGCCUCGAUGAGUCUAGGGCACAACACCGUCGCUACAGGAGUUGUUUACUUUCAUCGGUUCUACAUGUUUCACUCGUUCCGUACGUUUCCACGCUUUGUAACGGCAAGCUGCUGCCUGUUCCUGGCCGGCAAGGUUGAGGAAACGCCCAAAAAGUGUAAAGACAUCAUAAAAACUGCCCGUGGACUGCUGUCGGACGAGAAAUUCCAAUCGUUUGGCGAUGACCCCAAGGAGGAAGUUAUGACGCUGGAGCGCAUUCUACUUCAAACGAUCAAAUUUGACCUGCAGGUCGAACAUCCGUACUCGUUUCUGGUGAAGUACGCCAAAUGCUUGAAGGGUGAUUCGGCCAAGCUGCAGAAAAUGGUACAGAUGGCGUGGAACUUUGUGAACGAUUCGCUGAGCACCACGGUAUCGAUUCAGUGGGAACCGGAAAUUAUUGCCGUCGCGUUAAUUUAUCUAGCCAGCAAGCUAAGCAAAUUCACCGUUGUCGAUUGGAUAGGCAAAAAGCCGGAGCAUUUAAAAUGGUGGGACAUGUUUGUGCAGGACGUGACGAUGGAAAUACUGGAAGAAAUAUGCCAUCAGGUGUUGGAUCUGUAUCAACCGACGCAGGCAGAAAGUGCACCACCAAAAAGUCCCCCUCAACUGCCACCUAGCAAAGCAUCGCCACCGAUGAAGCGGGCCAAUAUAUCGCCUAUAACAAACAAAAAUUCUCCCAACAUUGCAGUUAAGACUCCGUUGCCGCCUUUACCUCCAUCUGAAGUGGAAGCCAAUCCCAUUCCAAAGCAUAUCACAACGGAAAAUCCACACUAUUCGUAUCCUCCUUAUCCGAUGCAUCCUGUGCCACCCUUACUACCGCAAACCCAUGGUCCACCGCCACCAUAUGGGACGAUGCCGCCAGCGUUGCCACCACAACCGCCUCAAUCGUGGCAACAUUAUCAACAUACGAAUGCGAACAAAUAUUACCCGCCAGGGCCACCCCCGGGAAGGAAUACUUACUAUCCUCCUCAGUAGUUAGUAUCGGGGCAGUUGGACAUCAUUAAGUUAAGAAAUUUUGAUAUGAGGAAAACCAACCAACAAAUACUGAUGUGUAAAAUAAAAGUUUAAAGAACG
Molecule: messenger RNA, 1323 nt
Organism: Anopheles maculipalpis
Lineage: Eukaryota; Metazoa; Arthropoda; Insecta; Diptera; Culicidae
Product: cyclin-K
Exons: 2
Coding region: 94-1224 (376 amino acids)
Biological process (GO): positive regulation of DNA-templated transcription, elongation; regulation of transcription by RNA polymerase II
Cellular component (GO): nucleus; cyclin/CDK positive transcription elongation factor complex
Molecular function (GO): cyclin-dependent protein serine/threonine kinase activator activity
Source: RefSeq, a predicted model, not a curated record